AUGAUUCAUUCACACACAUUCAUCCCAGUGGUGGUAGCUGUGAUUGUAGCUGCCCUGGGACAGACUGACAGAGGCGUGGCUGCCAUUCUGCCCCUCCGACCACCACCUCAAACAAUCCAUUCAUAUGCAUUCACACCAGGCAAGGCGGGGGAAGUGUCUUGCCAAAGGACACAACGACCAUGAAACCGGUUACAGGGCGGAAUCAGACCGCCGCCCUUCCGAUCAUUGAUCAACUCACUCUACCACCUGAGCCACAGCCACAACUUCUGAAUCUACAUCCAGGAUAAUAACGACGUUCCUUUUAUAAUCCAAUCCUUAAGCUGCUCAGCUUAUCUGCACCCUCUCCCACUUCCAUCAGCCCUUCUAAUGAUCCGUCUCCGUUGAAUCAAUCCUUGAUCCAGACAAGCAUGUGACAUAUUUUCCUGCAAAUGAAUAUCCGGGAACAAAUCAUUGCUAUUGAUUUCGUCAUAACUUUAGAGUCGUGGCGUCUGAAUGUGUAUUCCUGUAAAGGUCCGUCUACCUUUCCAAGAACAGAUUCCUUAAGGGCUUGCGCGACACUUUGCAGACAUACUUGGACUAAGAACCACUGACUUGCGAAAGUAGUUGACUAUUGUUUAGCAUUCUUUAUGUGAAUUGUUAAGGUCCUGCUCACCUACAGGCAGAAGAAAGUGCACAUAUGGCCUAUUUAUCAUACAAUUCUUGCUAUGCCAGGUCUGUCUGCUGCUCUUUUUAACAUGCACUGCUUUUUUUCUCCUGCCUGUCAUCUUCUUUUUUUUCCCCGCUCUCUAACACACUUUCUGACCUCUACUGCCCCCUCUCAUUCACUUCUAUGUCAAUCCUCUCAAACCCAUUCCUCUUAUGUGUUUUCUUCUCCUCUCCAUUUUGUUCUCAUCUAUCUCGCCACUCUACACUUUAUCUAUUUAUUAAUCUCCUUCUUUUCUCCUUCCCCCUUCUUUCCUCUGCCUCUUCUCUCUCUCAGAUGCAGGAUGCUAUGGGCUAUGAGCUGCCAUGGGUCUAUUUUGUCUCUCUCGUCAUCUUCGGCUCUUUUUUCGUUCUCAACCUCGUUCUGGGGGUGUUGAGCGGAGAGUUUUCCAAGGAAAGAGAGAAGGCCAAGGCACGUGGUGACUUCCAGAAACUCAGAGAAAAACAGCAACUGGAGGAAGACCUCAAGGGCUAUUUAGACUGGAUCACUCAGGCUGAAGACAUUGACCCAGAGAAUGAAGAGGAGGGCAUGGACGAUGACAAACCCAGAAACUUGAGCAUGCCAGCCAGCGAGAAUGAAUCAGUCAACACAGACAACGCCCCCGGGGGAGACGUGGAGGGGGAGACCUGCUGUACCCGGCUAGCAAUUAGGAUCUCCAAAUCCAAGUUCAGCCGCUACUCUCGGAGGUGGAACAGGCUGUGCAGGAGGAAGUGCCGGGCGGCGGUCAAAUCGCAGGUUUUUUAUUGGCUGGUCAUCUUUCUGGUUUUCCUCAACACUCUGACCAUCGCCUCUGAACAUCACCAGCAGCCUCAGUGGCUAACCGAUGUACAAGACAUUGCCAAUAAGGUUUUGCUUGCGCUCUUCACUGGUGAGAUGCUGCUGAAGAUGUACAGUCUGGGUCUACAGGCGUACUUUGUUUCACUCUUCAAUCGGUUCGACAGCUUCGUAGUAUGCGGAGGGAUUCUGGAGACCAUUCUGGUGGAAACAAAGAUCAUGUCUCCUCUCGGCAUCUCUGUGUUACGUUGCGUGCGCUUGCUCAGAAUCUUCAAAAUAACCAGAUAUUGGAACUCCCUGUCCAACCUGGUGGCCUCCCUGCUCAACUCCGUUCGCUCCAUCGCUUCCCUGUUGCUCCUGCUCUUCCUCUUCAUCAUCAUCUUCUCCCUGCUGGGCAUGCAGCUCUUUGGGGGGAAAUUCAACUUCGACGAGACCCGACGCAGCACCUUCGACAACUUUCCCCAGUCUCUGCUCACCGUGUUUCAGAUCCUAACAGGAGAGGACUGGAACUCCGUGAUGUAUGACGGUAUCAUGGCCUACGGUGGUCCCUCUUUUCCUGGCAUGCUGGUCUGCAUCUACUUCAUCAUCCUCUUCAUCUGCGGAAACUAUAUCCUCCUGAAUGUCUUCUUGGCCAUCGCUGUCGACAACCUGGCAGAUGCUGAGAGCCUGACAUCAGCCCAGAAAGAAGAGGAGGAGGAGAAGGAGAGGAAAAAACUGGCCAGGCUUGCCAGUCCAGAGAAGCGCCAUGACAACGAGAAGCCGCCUCUGGAGGAAGAGAAGAAGGAGAAGAUCGAACUGAAGUCCAUUACGUCUGAUGGAGAGACCAACACUGCAACGAAGAUCAACAUGGACGACUGCUGUGGAGAUGAAAGUGAAGAGAAGAACCCAUAUCCUGCCAAUGAUUACAUAGGAGACGAUGACGACGAUGAGCCAGAGAUGCCAGUUGGCCCGAGGCCGCGGCCGCUCUCUGACAUCCAGCUGAAGGAGAAGGCUGUUCCCAUGCCUGAGGCCCGCGCCUUCUUCAUCUUCAGCCACACCAACAAAUUCAGGGUUCUGUGCCAUAAGAUCGUCAACCACAACAUCUUCACCAACCUCAUCCUCUUCUUCAUCCUGCUCAGCAGCAUCAGUCUGGCAGCAGAGGACCCAGUCAAGAACGACUCUUUCAGAAACCAGAUCCUGGGCUAUGCAGAUCAUGUCUUCACUGGACUCUUCACCAUAGAGAUCAUUCUCAAGAUGACGGCCUAUGGAGCCUUCCUCCAUAAAGGUUCUUUCUGUAGAAACUAUUUCAACAUCCUGGACUUGGUGGUGGUCAGUGUGUCGCUCAUCUCCUCUGGAAUACAGUCCAGUGCAAUUAAUGUGGUGAAGAUCCUGCGAGUUCUGCGAGUGCUGAGACCGCUGAGGGCCAUCAACAGGGCCAAAGGACUGAAGCACGUGGUGCAGUGCGUGUUCGUGGCCAUCAGGACCAUCGGCAACAUCGUCAUCGUCACCACGCUGCUGCAGUUCAUGUUCGCCUGUAUUGGAGUACAACUCUUUAAGGGCAAGUUUUUCUACUGCACCGACAGCUCUAAACAAACUCAGGCAGAGUGCAGGGGUUCUUACAUCAUGUAUAAGGACGGCGAUGUGGGGAAGCCUGGAAGAGCCCAGCGACUGUGGGAGAACAGCGACUUUAACUUUGACGAUGUCCUGCAAGGCAUGAUGGCUCUGUUUGCUGUGUCUACCUUUGAGGGCUGGCCAGGGUUACUGUACCGGGCCAUAGACUCUCACGCUGAGGACGUCGGGCCCAUCUACAACUACCGCGUGGUCAUCUCCAUCUUCUUCAUCAUCUACAUCAUCAUCAUUGCCUUCUUCAUGAUGAACAUCUUCGUCGGUUUCGUCAUCGUCACAUUCCAGGAGCAAGGAGAGCAAGAGUAUAAGAACUGCGAGCUGGACAAGAACCAGCGUCAGUGUGUGGAGUACGCCCUGAAGGCCCGUCCGUUGCGUCGCUACAUCCCCAAGAACCCAUACCAGUACAAGGUGUGGUAUGUGGUCAACUCCACCUACUUUGAGUACCUGAUGUUCACGCUCAUCCUCCUCAACACCAUCUGUCUGGCCAUGCAGCAUCAUGGACAGACGAAAAAUUUCAACGACGCGAUGAACAUCCUCAACAUGCUCUUCACGGGACUGUUCACCGUAGAGAUGAUCCUGAAACUGAUCGCCUUCAAACCCAGGGGGUACUUUAGUGAUCCCUGGAAUGUGUUUGAUUUCCUCAUCGUAAUUGGCAGCAUAAUAGACGUCAUUCUCAGUGAAAUCAACGGACUGCAGAACUCUGAAGAGAACGCCAGGAUCUCCAUCACCUUCUUCCGGCUGUUCCGCGUGAUGAGGCUGGUGAAGCUGCUGUCUCGCGGGGAAGGGAUUCGGACCCUGCUGUGGACCUUCAUCAAAUCCUUCCAAGCUCUGCCCUACGUAGCUCUGCUUAUAGUGAUGCUGUUCUUCAUAUACGCUGUCAUCGGCAUGCAGAUGUUUGGUAAGAUAGCACUGCGGGACCCCACGCAGAUCAACAGGAACAACAAUUUCCAGACAUUCCCUCAGGCAGUGCUGCUGCUCUUCAGAUGUGCGACAGGUGAGGCAUGGCAGGAGAUCAUGCUGGCGUGUUCGCCCAAUCGACCGUGCGAGAAAGGUUCGACCAAUGAGAACAGCACGACCAACGAGGACUGCGGCAGCCAGUUUGCCAUCAUUUACUUUGUCAGCUUCUACAUGCUCUGUGCCUUUCUGAUCAUCAACCUGUUUGUGGCUGUCAUCAUGGACAACUUCGACUACCUGACGCGCGAUUGGUCGAUCCUGGGGCCGCAUCAUCUUGAUGAGUUCAAGAGGAUCUGGGCUGAAUAUGACCCAGAAGCUAAAGGGAGGAUAAAGCACCUCGAUGUGGUGACUCUGCUCCGGAGAAUCCAGCCUCCCCUCGGCUUCGGAAAGCUCUGUCCACACAGGGUGGCUUGCAAGCGUCUGGUGUCGAUGAACAUGCCUCUGAACAGCGACGGAACAGUGAUGUUCAACGCCACGCUGUUUGCUCUGGUCAGAACCGCACUCAGGAUCAAGACUGAAGGCAACCUGGAGCAGGCUAAUGAGGAGCUGAGGGCAAUAGUGAAGAAGAUCUGGAAGAGAACCAGCAUGAAGCUACUGGAUCAAGUAGUGCCUCCUGCUGGUGAUGAUGAGGUAACGGUCGGAAAGUUCUACGCCACCUUCCUCAUCCAGGAAUAUUUCCGCAAGUUCAAGAAGAGGAAAGAACAAGGGCUGGUGGCCAAGGUGCCCCCGAAAACUGCUCUCUCUCUGCAGGCGGGCCUGCGGACAUUGCAUGACAUUGGUCCAGAGAUUAGGAGGGCCAUCUCUGGAGACCUGACAGUGGAGGAGGAGCUGGAUAAAGGCCUGAAGGAGCCUGUGUCGGCGGCAUCUGAGGACGAUAUCUUCAGGCGUACAGGCGGGUUGUUUGGCAACCACGUCAACUACUACAACCAGAGCGACGGCCGUAGCUCCUUCCCACAGUCCUUCACCACCCAGCGUCCCUUGCAUAUCAGCCAGAAAGGCUCACCUUGCGAAGGCGAGAGUCCGUCUCAUGAGAAGCUCAUGGACUCCACCACUUUCACCCCUUCCUCUUACUCCUCAUCAGGCUCCAACGCCAACAUCAACAACGCCAACAACACUGGCAUGGCCGGGGUGACGGCGCAGGGCAUCAGUCGAUUCCCAAGCCCGUCCAUAAGCACUGUGGACGGGCACACGGGGCAGCCGCUCACCCCCAUCCUGCUGCCAAGAUCUGCAUGGUGCUUUCCUCCAAAGAGCUCGGACUCGAGUGACAGCCGCCUGCCAAUCAUCCGAAGAGGGGAGGGGUCCACGGAGGAGACGUACGAUGAGAGCUAUGCAGACGACAGGGAGUACCACGAGGACGACCACUCGCUCUCCUCCGACAUGCUGGUGUAUCACGAUGAUACCUGUAAGCAGCUGACUCCCAUGGAGGAUGCAGAGGAGGUAGAGGACAGAAGAGGAGGAGGAGGAGGGUGGCAGUCUCCCAGGAGAGUCUUCCUCUGCCCCACUUCUCUGGGGCGGAGAUCGUCCUUCCAUCUGGAGUGUCUCCGGAGACGAUCGGGGCCAGAUGUCUCCCAGAAGACAGCUGUACCCUUACAUCUUGUACAUCAUCAGGCUCUGGCAGUGGCAGGGCUGAGUCCUCUGCUAAGAAGGAGUCACUCACCGACCCUCUUCAGUCGGCUGUGCUCCACGCCUCCAGCCAGUCCCACAGGCCAAUGCAGUGAUGCCUCCUAUCAGCGAGUUCCCUCUCUGAGGUUAGAGGGCUCCAACUCCCAUGAAAAGCUCAAUACCAGCUUGCCCUCUGUCAACUGUGGGCCCUGGUACAGCGACAGUAAUGGGAACAGCCGGGUGCCCAGUCCUAGCCCCACCCCUAGCGUGUCAGCGUCUAGUCAAAGAGCACCACGGCCGGUGUCGCUCACAGUGCCCUCGCUACUGGGAAAAGACUCCAGCUCGCUGUCUCACGGCAGUGCAGGAAGUCUGGUGGAGGCGGUGCUAAUAUCAGAGGGCUUGGGUCACUUCGCCCAGGACCCGUCGUUCAUCGAGGCGACUAAAGCCGAGUUGGCCGAUGCCUGCGACAUGACCAUCGAGGAGAUGGAGCACGCCGCCAACAACAUUCUCAACGGCAACAGCACCACAAACGCCACGUCCAGCACCUCCUCCACCUCUCAGCACAGCCCUAACGGCAACAUCCUCCCCUUCCACACAGCAGCAGCAGCAGCAGCAGCAGCAGCAGCAACACACAGGGACCGAGUGCCCAGCUUGAGUCCCAGCGAAGGUGGGGGAGAGUCCACAGGAAGCCGGGGCUCCAUCCACGGGCCGUCCUCUAUAGAGGAGCGGCAGGAGCUGCUGGCCAGGGGGAGGGCGCGAGACGAGGAGGAGGAGGAGGACGCGGCAGGGAGGGAAGAGGGGUCCCACAGAAGCUCGGUGGUGAUCGGAGGAGCGCGACAGAGAAACAGCGGGCUGUUGGAGGACGAGGAUAUGGAGUGCGUGACGAGUUUGUAGGAGUCAACUCAACGGGUUCAAAUCGGCCAACUGGCCCCUCUGACAUCAUCAGAGACCGACGCUUGUCAGUGCUGCCUCACAGCGCCACGGCUGGAUCUGUCUGUCCCCACAUCAACUCACACACACACACAUGAACACGGUGUCGCUCUGGACGAUGGCGGCCAGUGACGCAACCUUAAACACCUGGUUAUGACUCUGUUGGUUUCUAUGAGUUAGUAUGUGUGUGGAUGUUUGUAGUAAAGUAUACCAGACUGUG
Molecule: messenger RNA, 6788 nt
Organism: Stegastes partitus (bicolor damselfish)
Lineage: Eukaryota; Metazoa; Chordata; Actinopteri; Pomacentridae
Gene: cacna1c
Product: calcium channel, voltage-dependent, L type, alpha 1C subunit
Exons: 43
Coding region: 830-6532 (1900 amino acids)
Biological process (GO): calcium ion import across plasma membrane
Cellular component (GO): membrane; voltage-gated calcium channel complex
Molecular function (GO): high voltage-gated calcium channel activity
Source: RefSeq, a predicted model, not a curated record